Larimichthys crocea (large yellow croaker) is the source of this 1556-nucleotide messenger RNA. Its product is annotated as cytosolic phospholipase A2 gamma. NCBI's taxonomy places the organism in Eukaryota, Metazoa, Chordata, Actinopteri, Sciaenidae. Gene Ontology annotation, biological process: glycerophospholipid catabolic process. The record is from RefSeq and is a predicted model, not a curated record. Gene Ontology annotation, molecular function: calcium-dependent phospholipid binding; calcium ion binding. The coding region runs from base 27 to 989 and encodes 320 amino acids. The transcript is spliced from 9 exons. Gene Ontology annotation, cellular component: nuclear envelope; nucleoplasm; cytosol.
GAGAGUUGCUGGAGAAGAAGCCAGAGAUGGACAUGGUCAAACUACAAGGUAUUCUUGUUUCCGCGUUGGCUCAUGAGGACAUUAUAAGAGAGUACAUUCCUACCUGGAUGAAUGUGCUUGGGCAUAUUGAUGAUACUGCUGAAGAGUACCUGCGUGUACAUACUGUCCUUGAAAAACUAGUAGCCCUGACCAGAAGCACCGCCAAGAAUCCUACUGCUUUGACUGACCUGGACACGCUGCAGAAUAUACUAGAAGUGACCAAGGCAAAUCAAACUGAGGCUCUGUGGCUGGAGGCAAAGAGUCCAGAGGAAAGAAAAGGUCUUGCUAAGCAGUGGAGUCUGGAGAUGCUAGCUGCAGUGGAGACAUGGACACAAAAUCAGCAGAAAGGAGGUUUUAAAACACAUGUCUUCCUACUUAUCCAAAAAAUCCUUCCUCUGAUUGUGAAAUGGGAGUGGGGAACUACCGAAAACUACCUCUACCAACACCAAGAUCCCACCAUUCCGCCUUGCCUACACACGAAAGAGAGAUUCCACCUGAUCGAUGCUGGGAUGGUGGUUAAUGUACCCUACCCUGUAUUUCUGGGGGACAAGAGAGACAUUGACCUCAUGAUCGCACCAGAGUACAGCGCUGGAAACAUGUUUGAGACCCUGACUCUUGCCAGAGACUAUGCAGCUGAGGUGAAGAAGCCUUUCCCAGAGAUAGACGACAAAAUCCUGGAGGAGAGAGACUGGCCAAAGGACUGCUAUGUGUUUGAAGGAAAAGAGAAGGAGCCCACCAUUAUUUUCAUGCCGUUUUUCAACAGACGCAAUUGCAAAGAUGCAGAGGAGGUCAAAGCAAAGAUGGAGGAGUUCUCCACCUUCCAACGUCCCUUCAGCCAGGAGAAGAUUGAGUUUCUGUUGGAGACAGCAAAAGCCAAUGUGAAGAACAACAAGGAAACUCUGCUUAGGGAGAUCAACAAAGUUGUUCUCCGCCGAAAGGAGAGGCUGUGACAGGAUUCCAGUUUUGUUAUUUUAGUUUGCUGUGAACUAAAUUCUAGAUAAAGGCUUCAUUGUGUGUGUGCAGUCAGAGGUGCAAAGAAAACAGUCAAUGCACGAACAUGUUACAUAAUAUCUUAAAUAACUGUUGCGUCAUGUCUUUGGAGUGACACAUAAAAGGUCAUUUAAAAGUGUGCUUAGUUUUUAGUUGUAUCUAUGUUGUAUGUGUAAUGUGUUGUCUGCUUGAUCAAGAGAAAAUCACCCAAUUUGAACAAGUUAACAAAAUCUGCCAGCCAAAAAGGCUCUGCCCUGAAAUUUGUGUGGCAAGUCUUCUGCCACCGUGGGUACUUCAGCAAAGGACACCCCUCCACAGGCACCUCUUCUUCUUUCCCCCAUUAUCCAACUGAUGAAAUGAGAGAGGACAAACUAGUGGUGGCUGUUGCUGGAUACCCAGUGCAACAUAAUUUCAAGCUGCUAGACAAAUCUAAACCCAAAAUAUAAUGCUAAAACAAACAACCUACAGUACAGCAAACAAAUGAUCAAACACUUGACAGGACCAUUUGUAAUACCUGAUGAUCGACA